Messenger RNA from Gryllus bimaculatus (two-spotted cricket), 4227 nucleotides. The record is from the annotation of a GenBank genome assembly. NCBI's taxonomy places the organism in Eukaryota, Metazoa, Arthropoda, Insecta, Orthoptera, Gryllidae.
AUGACUGUAAAACAGAAUAGACAUAAUAAGAAUACUGUACUGCUGGAUGUGUUUUUGUCGGGAGAAACUGCGAAUGUUCGAGAGAAUGAAAUGGCGUGGAUGCACUCUGUGAGCGACAUACCGAUGAAGGAAUGGUCUCUUAGACACCAAAUCGACUCAGUUGCAGUCGGCGAUCGUAUUUACUUGUUUGGCUACUGUAAGACAUGUGAAGAGGAUGGAAUGCAGGUCAUCACCUUCCAUCCAAAGACAUUCACUUGGGACGUUAUCAACCCGCCAUCCAGAAGUAAGGAAAACAUCGACAGUCUGGCGCCCAAAGACGAAUAUACUUAUUUCGUCGAAGCUCACAAUAAAAAAGUGUACGUGUGCGUUGGAGGGUAUAUGAACCUGAAAGGACACGAAAUUCACAUUUUCGACACUGCAAGUAACAGGUGGAGUUGCGUAGCUACGAUUGGUGAUGUGCCUUCAGGCGAAAUGGGGGUAUCCACAUGUGAGAACGAUGGACUGGUGUAUGUGUGCGCUGACCAUAGGGGUGGUAGCACUUAUCGCGGCGGAUCUUAUAUUUGGAGCCUGGAACUGAGCACCUUGCGGUGGAAAUUGUUAGCUAAGGAAGUGUGGGGAUAUAGUUAUGUUCCUCAAUACGCAGCUCCUUAUCAAAAUCGUAUUUAUGUGCUAUUAGAGCGAUAUCGCAGCGACAACGUCCAUAAAUUCAAAAUAAUCUGUCUUGAUUUGGCCACCAGGUCAUGGGAGUGGCUUGAACCGCCCGGCACUAAACCAUUGUCGAAACAGAACUGGAUUCCGUUCGUUCGUGGAAAUCAGCUGUACGUACUGCUCACCGAAACACGUCUUAAUGAUUACAACAUCGUCAGAAAAUUUGGCAAAAGAAGACUGAACGAAAUUGUUGUGAAGUAUUACUUUGAAUGGGAUGAGUGGGAACAAGUAUGGUUUAACGGAACUGCACCUCCUGAUGCCUUGCACUGGGUUUGUGUCGUUGAUAAUAAAUCUAUUUUCUUGUCAUUUUACAAACAAAAAGCGUAUGUGCUAGACUUUUUGCCUAGUUUGCGCAGUAUGUGUUUACAAAAAUAUCAAGAAGACCCCACUGUGAAGGAUGGCAUGGACAGGAUGGGUGAGCGGCAUAACGCCGAAUGAUUGGUCAAACCGAAGAUACGAUGGUCAAAUCUACGCUGUUACUGUCGAUCGCCAGAUUUUCAUUUUCGCCUUGAACAACACCUUCAGAAUAGAUGUUCUCCUCUUCAAUCCGAAAACCUACACCUGCACCGUCAUCCACUCGGCCGAGGAGAGCAUCAAUGAAGACUUGGCUCCUAAAUGCGAAAUAUUUCAUUUCGCUGUAGCCUGCAAGGAAAAGGUGUACUUAUGUAUUCGAGAAAAUGUGUUCCGUAGAAAAAAGAUAGACGUCUUCGACACGCGGAGUUUGCGGUGGAGCUGCUUGACGACGAGUGGGGACUUCCCUUUAGAUAUUAUGUGGGUAAGCGGGUGUGCUGACGAUGCAGCCGUAUAUAUGUGUGCUUAUUCCACGUCAAUGGGUGGAGUUUACCUUUGGGUCUUGGAUGUGAGCAAUUUGCGAUGGAAUAUUGUGACUACUGUGGUUGGACGUGACUGUAUUCCUCAUUGCGUUGUUGCUUAUAACAAUCGUAUUUAUAUUGUGCAUUCACGUGGGCUUACGGGCGUCCGCGUUUCUUAUUACGAUUUGACGUCGAAUACGAUGACCCAACUGCUCGGCACAUCACCGUAUUCAAUGAUGGGGACGAUUCAUUUAAUUCACCGAGGGGAACUAUAUGUGUUCUAUUAUAAAAAAAGGAACAACGAUGAACACUGGGAUAAUUUUGUGAUGAAGUAUUCUUUUGCUCAGGAUAACUGGCUGAAAGUGGAGUUAAAAGGUGUAACGACCCCUGAUGCAUUCGAAGCUGGAUGUAUUGUUGACAAUGUAGCGGUUUUCUUUUCCCUCUAUAACAAGAAAGCAUACAUUCUAGAUUUUCUACCUAGUUUGCGCAAUCUAUGCUUUUAUGUUGUUUGCAAAUAUCAGCUAUCAACCUUUCUACCUGCAAAUUUGGAAAGAGAAUUGUCAAAUUUACUUGUACCUUUCUGAUGAUUUCAAGUAGGAAUAGAACACACCAAUUCAUUCCGGUCUGACCUGGUUCGAUGACUGAAUCGUCGUUUAACUUUUGUAAUUCAAACCCUUCGAACGAAAAUAAGUUUAAUUGAGUACUUCCAAAUUAUCAACAUCCACUCCCUUAUUUCAAUAUUUUGGCAUUUUUGCGCAAGAGUUCUUGAUACAUGAGCUCCCUAGCCCAGUGCUGGAAAGCACAGCCCGUUAAGAAACGUACGCCCGACCCGGAGCGGCACGUACCAAUUUGCAAUUCUGCCAAUCUCUACCUCGUACCUUCGUAAUAAUCUUCAUUUCAUACUAUGCCGCAUUUCUGUUAUUUACGUGCCUUAAAAAACAAGGCCGGAAUGUGGAUCUUUACUGUACAGUGUACCGUAAUGAAAUUUCUUACCUACCAAUGAACUUAAAAAUUUGGUACCAACUUUUCUGAUUUGUUUUAUAAAACCAUCACCAACGAUGCAGUUGAUUAAAAUAAUGAGAAGGAAAUCAAUCAUUCAUGAAAAAUGUAGGUGACAGUGCCAUAUGAUUUCGAAGUUAGAUAAUUAUGUAUUUUUAAUUCUUAGAUACAAAUAAACAAUAUUUACAAAAUGACCCUUCGUUUAAGAAUUGUUCAAAUGGUAAUUGAAGUGUAUGAGAGAAAUUGUCACAUAAUACAGUGUGUUCAUUUUAUCUGUCGCCUAAGAUUCGGGCAGCGUCGCCCGGGCAGUCUGGGGCUCAUUCGUCCAGCGAAACAGACCCAACUUGCGUGCUGACAUACGAGAACUAUCGCUGCGCCACUUAACUUACAUUAAAGAAGAUACUGUAAGUGGUGUCCUUCUUGAAUGUUCUAGUGGUGCUAGAAUGCAUUAUUGGCACCUCAGGAACGCACUCUGAUUUACCGUUUGAUGUAACUCGCGAUUCAAUAGAGCACCGGAGCUCUUCCUCCGAAUGCGGAGUUUCUGCAUACACCUGAUCUUUCAAGUACCCCCGAGGAAAAAGUGACAAGGAGUCAGAUCAGAUGAUUUAGGAGGCCAUAUCCCACGACGAAUUAUUUGAUCGUCACUGUAAGCAUUAUUUAAAACGUUCUUGGCUCGAACAGCAGCAGUUGCCGAAUCAUGUUGAAAGUAACAAUAGACGCCUCAAAGGUUUUCUUGGAGAUUGUAACGUGGCAGAGAUUUUUUUCACCUGUCAGAAUAUGGCGCUUUCAACUCUUUUGUUGGUCAAUUGAAAUUCCAUGGGUGCAAAGUUUCUUUACAAACUUCAAAAUUGUCGACGGACAUGGAAUAUUCACGCCCGGAAACGUCUUAAUAACCCUCUUGCGGCACUUCCUGAAGACUCAAAUCGAACGAAAGAUGUUAAGAAAUGUUCUCUGCUUCAAAGAAAAUUUCAUGAUGCAGUUUAACGCUCUCGGGCCACUUGUGUAUCAGCCGAAGUCGCGCCGAACGACGAACUUACCGGGAUGAACGGGCGCUUGUUGACGAGUUCCCGGGGAACCGGGGGCUUGACGCGCCGCUUGCCUCGGCGAUCAUCUUCGGCGAAAGAUAAAAUGAACACCCUGUAUUACAUAGGUAUUAGUAAUACCGCGAGAAAGUACGUGCUGAUGUAAGACCUCUAGGUUUACUAGUAACGCUGUGCUACGAAAUGCUAUUGUGAACUCCCUUUUGAAUCUUGAAAUGGCAUAAGUGAAAAUUGAAUUAUAGUUUUUGUUCUUCGGGCUUGUGAAAUCCUCAGCACCGAAAAGAGUACAUCACAUACAAAGAGCUCUGUCUUCAAAAGGAAUCGGAGACCAUACUCAAAUGUAGGAAGGGACCCCCUAGGAGUGAACGAAGAUCGACGUUUUUGGUGCAACGAAUUUCGACUAGUUUUGUUCUUGUAAGAAACCCUUCAACUCACAAAGUGCCUUUUUCGAUCUACACAGGUUGUGUUGAUGUACUUGUAUAUCUGUAUUUUGUUGAAAUAAAUUUAAUAAAUUGAUUCCAACGUCAGAAGUGAUUUCUGGUGUCAGUUCAACUGAAACACUUUUUCGAAUUAUGAAUUAUUUUCAGUUGAAGAUUAUAAUUCUGCACUUAAAUAAAUGUAUUGCAUCUGUUAUCUUCUUUAUUUUAUUUUAUUGGUUUUUUAAUAAA